This is a messenger RNA of Loa loa (African eye worm), 5280 nucleotides long. Its product is annotated as myosin tail family protein. Gene Ontology annotation, molecular function: actin filament binding; cytoskeletal motor activity; ATP binding. The transcript has 37 exons. The record is from RefSeq and is a predicted model, not a curated record. Bases 1 to 5280 code for a protein of 1759 amino acids. Gene Ontology annotation, cellular component: myosin complex. Lineage: Eukaryota; Metazoa; Nematoda; Chromadorea; Rhabditida; Onchocercidae.
AUGGCAGCAGAUGAAGAAAAUGUUGAAUUAUGCAAAUUUGAGGAAGACGAUGGUUAUCCGUAUUUGGAGAAGAACUGCUGGAUUCCCGAUACUGAAGACGGUUUUAUUGCUGCUGAAAUAAAAUCAUCAGCAGGCGAUAAUGUAACGGUGGUUACUGUAAAGGGCAAUGAAAUUACGCUGAAAAAGGAGGAAGUUCAGGAAAUGAAUCCUCCUAAAUUCAGUAAAACCGAAGAUAUGGCCAACUUGACAUUUUUGAAUGAAGCUUCUGUACUUAACAAUUUAAAAGAGCGAUACUACUCUAUGAUGAUUUAUACAUAUUCUGGCCUCUUCUGUGUGGUAAUUAAUCCGUAUAAGCGUUUGCCCAUCUAUAGCCCAUCUAUCAUUAAACACUAUAUGGGUAAAAGACGAAACGAAAUGCCACCACAUUUAUUCGCCGUAUCUGAUGAAGCAUAUCGAAAUAUUCUCAUUGAUCAUGAGAAUCAAUCAAUGCUGAUUACCGGUGAAUCUGGCGCUGGUAAAACUGAGAAUACAAAAAAAGUUAUUGCAUAUUUUGCUAUUGUUGGUGCCACGCAGCAGAAGAAGGAAGAAGGCAAGAAGGGAGGAACUCUGGAGGAACAAAUCGUGCAAACUAAUCCAGUACUGGAAGCUUUCGGUAAUGCAAAAACGGUUCGAAACAACAAUUCUUCACGAUUCGGCAAAUUCAUUCGAACUCAUUUCACCAAAGAUGGCAAACUUUCCGGUGGCGAUAUCGAACACUAUCUUUUUGAAAAGUCACGCGUUGUGCGACAAGCUCCUGGUGAACGUAGUUAUCAUAUUUAUUAUCAGCUUAUGUCUGGUUUUCAUCCGAAAAUAAGAGAAGAAUUACGCUUGACUAAUGAUAUCAAGUAUUAUCACUUUUGUUCCCAAGCAGAACUGACCAUCGAUGGUGUGAAUGACAAGGAGGAAAUGAAAAUCACGCAGGAAGCAUUUGAUAUUAUGGGCUUCGAAGAUCAUGAAACUCGCGACCUUUACAGUAAUGUGGCUGGUAUUAUGCAUAUGGGUGAAAUGAAAUUUAAGCAACGACCGCGUGAAGAGCAAGCAGAACCAGACGGAGAGGAAGAUGCAAAGAAUGCUGGCUUUUGCUUCGGCGUUGAUCAUGAAGAAUUUCUAAAAGCUUUAACAAAGCCACGUGUUCGUGUCGGCGCAGAGUGGGUUAAUAAGGGUCAAAACUUAGAACAAGUGCAUUGGGCUGUAGCCGGUCUUGGCAAAGCUAUCUAUUCGAGAAUGUUCAAAUGGCUCAUCGAUAGGUGUAACAAAACACUUGACCAAAUGAAAGAAAAUCGGAAGUAUUUUAUCGGUGUUUUGGAUAUCGCUGGUUUUGAAAUUUUCGACUUUAAUUCGUUCGAGCAGUUAUGGAUCAAUUUUGUGAACGAACGAUUACAACAGUUUUUCAACCAUCACAUGUUUGUUCUUGAGCAAGAAGAAUACAAACGUGAAGGGAUCGCUUGGACUUUUAUUGAUUUUGGUCUCGAUUUGCAGGCCUGUAUCGAACUAAUUGAGAAACCUUUGGGUAUCAUUUCAAUGUUGGAUGAAGAGUGCAUCGUGCCAAAGGCGACUGAUAUGACAUUUGUGCAAAAGUUGAAUGACCAACACCUUGGUAAACAUCCCAACUUCCAGAAACCCCGACCACCGAAAGGAAAACAAGCUGAAGCUCAUUUUGCAGUUGUUCACUACGCUGGCACCGUGCGAUACAAUGCUACAAAUUUUCUGGAGAAAAAUAAGGAUCCAUUGAACGAUUCCGCCGUUGCCGUAUUGAAGCACUGCAAAGGCAAUCAGUUGCUGGUAGAUAUCUGGGCUGAUUAUCAAACUCAAGAAGAAGCAGCAGAAGCCGCUAAAGCUGGCAUUGAAGGUGGACGUAAGAAAGGUAAGUCGUCGUCAUUCAUGACUGUCUCCAUGAUGUAUCGCGAAUCAUUGAACAACCUAAUGAAUAUGCUGUAUCAGACACAUCCGCACUUCAUCCGUUGUAUUAUACCAAACGAGAAGAAAGCUAGCGGAGUUAUCGAUUCGGCAUUGGUGUUAAAUCAAUUGACCUGUAACGGUGUGUUAGAAGGCAUUCGAAUUUGUCGUAAAGGCUAUCCGAACAGGAUGGUCUAUUAUGACUUCAAACUUCGUUAUGCUAUUAUUGCUGCUGACGCAGCAAAAAAUCCGGAUGAAAAGGCCGCAACAACGGGUAUCACUGAUUUCUUGUGUAAUAAUGGUAAAUUGACCGAUGAUGAAUUCAAAAUGGGCUCUUCGAAGAUCUUCUUCAAAUCCGGCAUCCUGGCGCGUCUUGAGGAUUUGCGCGAUGAGGCGUUACGUGUCAUAAUGACGAACUUCCAAUCACAAAUUCGAAGUUUCUUGGGCUUAAUUGAUAAAAAACGUCGCGUACUUCAAAAGUCAGGUUUGCUGAUGAUCCAACGUAAUAUCCGUACAUGGUGUCUGCUACGCACUUGGGAGUGGUUCAAAUUAUACGGUCGUAUAAAGCCAAUGUUGAAGGCUGGGAAGGAGGCGGAAGAAAUGGAAAAACUGAACGAUAAAAUUAAGGUUUUGGAAGAAACGCUGCUGAAGGAGGAAGGAAAUCGAAAAGAGUUAGAAACAGAGAUCGCCAAUUUAAUCCACGCGAAAGAUCAAUUAUUCGCAAAUUUGGAAAAAGAAAAGGUACAUUCAGCUGAAGCUGAGGAACGAGUUCAGAAGCUAAAUGCAAUGAAGGCGGACAUGGAGCGCCAUUUGCAAGAACUGAACGAUCGAGUCGCUGAAAUGGAAGAUCGGAAUGAAAAUUUGAAUCGAGCUAAAAAGAAGACUGAGCAAGAAGUCAGUGACUUAAAAAGAAAGAAUCAGGAACUCGAGAUGGCAUUACGAAAAGCCGAAAGUGAAAAGCAAUCUCGUGAACAGAGCAUUCGUUCAUUGCAAGGAGAAAUGGCAAGUCAGGAUGAAGCUGUCGCUCGUGUCAGCAAGGAAAAGAAACAACAAGAAGAGGUGAACAGAAAACUAAUGGAAGACUUGCAAGCUGAAGAAGACAAAGUUAAUCAUAUGCAAAAACUUAAGACAAAAAUCGAGCAGCAACUGGAUGAUAUGGAGGAAAAGCUUGAACGCGAAAAGCGCAUGCGCCUAGACUUAGAAAAAGCUAAAAGAAAAGUGGAAGGUGAAUUGAAGGUGGCCCAAGAGAAUAUGGAUGAAAUCACUAAACAAAAACAUGAUAUUGAACAAAUUUUAAAAAGAAAAGAUGCAGACUUGGUGACCACAGUUGGUAAGCUCGAUGGAGAGCAAUCAACGGUUAACAAGUUGCAAAAACAAAUCAAGUGUCUGGAAGGCCGUAUUGCUGAACUUGAAGAGGAUUUGGAGCAAGAACGACAAUCACGUGGUAAAUUAGAUCGGGCAAAAGGAGAUCUACAACGUGAAUUGGAUGAAAUAACGCAGCGUCUAGAUGAACAAGGUGGUGCUACUGCGGCGCAAAUUGAACUAAACAAAAGGCGUGAAGCCGAAAUGGCCAAAUUGAAGAGAGAUUUGGAAGAAAACAAUAUGAACCACGAGUUGCAAAUCUCGGCGUUGCGCAAAAAACACAAUGAUGCCGUUGCGGAACUCAGUGAUCAAUUAGAACAAAUGCAAAAGAUGAAAGUUAAAUUGGAUAAAGAUAAAGCACAAAUGCUUCGAGAUCUAGAAGAAGCAAACGCAAAUGCAGAUGCUGAGAGUAGACAGAAGCAGGAAUUCGAAAAACAUUCCAAAUUGCUGGAAAUGCAAUUUUCUGAGCUUCAAACAAAGGCUGACGAGCAGACGCGUCUAAUCAACGAUUUCACGGCUUUGAAAAACAGAUUAUCGAAUGAGAAUGGUGACCUGUCGCGACAAUUAGAAGAUCUUGAGAAUCAGAUUAAUGGACUUCAUCGAUUGAAAGCGCAACUUUUGAGUCAGUUGGAAGAAGCGAAACGUGUGGCUGAGGAAGAAUCAAGAGAACGACAAAAUCUGACAGCGCAAGUGAAGAAUUUGGAGCAUCAAAAUGAAAACUUCCGCAUUCAUGCUGAUGAAGAAUCUGAGGGUAAAGCGGAAUGCCUGCGUCAAAUGAGUAAACUGAACGCUGAAAUUCAACAAUGGAAAGCACGAUUUGAGGGCGAGGGACUGGCAAAGAUGGAAGAAAUUGAAGAAGCCAAACGCAAGCUUAUGGAAAAAGUCCAAGAUCUUACGGAUGUGAAUGAAGCAGCAAAUGCGAAAAUCAUGUCGUUGGAAAAGACUAGACAUAAACUGAUGGGAGAUUUGGAUGAUGCUCAGGUUGAUGUUGAACGUGCAGCGGCUUAUGCUGGAGCCUUGGAAAAAAACAAAGAGCAUUUGAUCCAAAUAGAAAGCUUACGCCGCGAAAACAAAUCACUAUCAUUAGAAGUCAAGGAUAUAACUGAUCAACUUACUGAAGGUGGACGAUCGGUGCACGAACUACAGAAAAUGAUACGUCGUCUUGAACUUGAAAAGGAUGAAUUGCAGAAAGCUCUAGAUGAUGCUGAAUCUGCUCUAGAAGCUGAAGAAGCUAAAGUUUUACGAGCACAGGUAGAAGUGUCGCAAGUACGUGCUGAGAUCGAAAAGAGAAUCCAGGAGAAGGAAGAAGAAUUUGAGAAUACCCGUAAGAAUCAUCAGCGAGCUCUUGAAAGCAUGCAAGCUACUCUUGAAGCGGAAGUGAAAGCUAAACAAGAAGCAUUGCGCAUCAAGAAGAAACUUGAGCAAGACAUCAAUGAACUUGAAAUAGCUCUCGAUCAUGCAAACAAGGCAAAUGCAGAUGCGCAAAAGACAAUAAGAAGAUACCAGGAUCAGAUCCGAGAAUUGCAGAUGCAGGUUGAAGAUGAGCAAAGACAAAAGGAUGACCUUGCGGAGCAAUUGUCUAACAUACAGAAGAGGGCAGCUAUUCUGCAAGCGGAAAAAGAUGAACUUGCUAAUCAAGCUGAAGUGGCUGAACGUGCUCGUCGCUCAGCUGAACAGGAUGCUAUUGAACUGCGUGAAGCAGUGAACGAUUUGACGAAUCAAGUUAAUGCAAUUAACAAUACGAGGAGAAAGUUGGAGUCUGAGUUACAGGCUGUUCACGUAGAAUUAGACGACGUAACUUCACAACUUAAAAGUACCGACGAAAUGCUAAAGCAAGCAUCCGCAGAUGCAGCACGACUUGCAGAAGAGCUGCGCCAAGAACAGGAACACUCCGCGCAUGUGGAAAGAAUGCGCCGUGCACUCGAAGUACAAAUCAAAGAGAUGCAGGUAACAUAUUCGUACGAAAUGGGAACUUUAGGGUAA